Molecule: messenger RNA, 1752 nt
Organism: Didymodactylos carnosus
Lineage: Eukaryota; Metazoa; Rotifera; Eurotatoria; Philodinida; Philodinidae
Source: the annotation of a GenBank genome assembly
AUGAAUACAUCUCCUGUUGGGCCACAUUCUCGUAAAAAAGUAUCCUAUUAUUAUGAUUUUGAUGUUGGUAACUAUUAUUACGGACAAGGACAUCCUAUGAAACCACAUCGCAUACGUAUGACCCAUAAUUUAAUUCUUAAUUAUGGCUUAUAUCGAAAAAUGGAAGUGUAUCGUCCACAUAAAGCUGCCAUCGAGGAAAUGACACGUUUUCACAGUGAUGAAUAUGUCAAGUUUUUAAAUAAUAUUCGACCAGAUAAUAUUACAGAUUUCAAUAAACAAAUGCAAAGAUUUAAUGUUGGUGAAGAUUGUCCGGUAUUCGAAGGAUUGUUUGAAUUUUGUCAGAUAUCAGCCGGUGGUUCGUUAGCCGGUGCUGUUAAAUUAAAUCGAAAAUUAACUGAUAUUGCUAUUAACUGGGCUGGUGGUUUACAUCAUGCUAAAAAAUCUGAAGCAUCGGGAUUUUGUUAUGUGAAUGAUAUCGUGUUGGCCAUAUUGGAACUACUCAAAUAUCACCAACGUGUAUUAUACGUUGAUAUUGACAUUCAUCAUGGUGAUGGCGUGGAGGAAGCAUUUUAUACAACAGAUCGUGUUAUGACUGUUUCAUUUCAUAAAUUCGGUGAAUAUUUUCCUGGAACGGGUGAUUUAAGAGACAUUGGCGCUGGACGUGGGAAAUACUAUGCGGUUAAUUUUCCAUUACGUGAUGGAAUUGAUGACGAGUCAUAUGAAACAAUUUUUAAACCGGUAAUAACAAAAGUAAUGGAAGUUUACCAGCCAGGAGCGAUUGUUUUACAAUGUGGUGCCGACUCAUUAACAGGUGAUCGCUUAGGUUGUUUCAAUUUAACAUUGAAAGGUCAUGGUAAAUGUGUGGAAUUUAUUAAAAGUUUUAAUUUACCAUUGUUAAUGCUCGGAGGUGGUGGUUAUACGAUACGUAAUGUGGCACGUGCCUGGACGCAUGAAACGGCUAUAGCUUUGAAUCAAGAAAUUCCCAAUGAACUUCCAUACAACGAUUAUUUCGAAUAUUAUGGUCCUGAUUUUAAACUGCAUAUUAGUCCAUCAAAUAUGCCAAAUCAAAACAGUUCCGACUACAUGGAUAAAAUUAAAGUAAAAUUAUAUGACAAUCUUCGAAUGUUACCUCAUGUACCGGGUGUACAAAUGCAGCCUAUACCGGAUGAUAUUAUGGAUGUUGAUCGUGUUGUUGACGAAGAUAAAGAAAGAGAUCCUGAUAAACGUAUUUCACAAGUACAAAGUGAUAGACGUAUACAAGAUGAUCGUGACUUAUCGGAUUCGGAAGACGAAGAUGGUGAUAAUCGCCGUAAUCAAAUGAAUUAUAAACGAUCGACAGCACGAAGAAAACCAAGUCCAGAAACGGCAAAUGAUUCAAUUAGUGGAGCUUCUGCUACAGCAACAACUAUAGCUCCUAUGGUAGUCUCAACAACAGAAGUAACGACGAGUUCAGUUGUAAUUACAGCUGAUAGUACAAACACAUCAGUUGUUACGACAACAACUGAGAAAAUUGUCGCCACUUCACCCGAAUCGACAGAAGCUAUAACAACCACACAAGAAGUUGUUAAAACAACAACGGUCACGGUGGAAGAUCCUGAUCAAGUUGCUACUGCCUCUUCACCGCCACCACAAGAUGGAAUGGAUACGUCGGAAAAUAGUCAUCCACCGCAAAUAGAAGAACAAACAUCUCCUCAAGAAGCAGUGCCAAACGAAUCUUUUCGAAAUGAAGUAUCGCCCCCGACUGAACCUUGA